This is a messenger RNA of Penicillium digitatum Pd1, 951 nucleotides long. RefSeq names its product 40S ribosomal protein RACK1 (gene cpcB). Gene Ontology annotation, cellular component: cytosol; nucleus. Gene Ontology annotation, molecular function: translation regulator activity; ribosome binding; protein kinase C binding. NCBI's taxonomy places the organism in Eukaryota, Fungi, Ascomycota, Eurotiomycetes, Eurotiales, Aspergillaceae. Gene Ontology annotation, biological process: positive regulation of protein phosphorylation; rescue of stalled cytosolic ribosome. The record is from RefSeq and is a predicted model, not a curated record.
AUGGCUGAGCAGCUGGUUCUUCGCGGCACCCUUGAGGGCCACAAUGGCUGGGUUACUUCCCUCGCCACCUCCCUGGAGAACCCCAACAUGCUGCUGUCCGCUUCCCGCGACAAGACCCUGAUCAUCUGGAACCUUACCCGUGAUGAGCAGGCCUACGGUUACCCCAAGCGCAGCCUCGAGGGUCACUCGCACAUCGUCUCUGACUGUGUGAUCUCCUCCGACGGUGCCUACGCUCUGUCUGCCUCGUGGGAUAAAUCUCUCCGUCUCUGGGAGCUCUCCACCGGUAACACCACCCGCACUUUUGUCGGCCACACCAACGAUGUUCUGUCCGUCUCGUUCUCCGCCGACAACCGUCAGAUCGUCUCCGGUUCUCGUGACCGCUCCAUCAAGCUGUGGAACACCCUCGGUGACUGCAAGUUCACCAUCACCGACAAGGGUCACACCGAGUGGGUUUCCUGCGUUCGCUUCAGCCCCAACCCCCAGAACCCCGUCAUUGUCUCCGCUGGCUGGGACAAGCUCGUCAAGGUUUGGGAGCUCGCUUCCUGCCGUCUCCAGACCGACCACAUCGGUCACACCGGAUACAUCAACACCGUCACUAUCUCCCCCGACGGAUCUCUCUGCGCCUCCGGUGGCAAGGACGGUACCACCAUGCUCUGGGACCUUAACGAGUCCAAGCACCUCUACUCCCUCUCCGCUGGUGAUGAGAUUCACGCCCUUGUCUUCUCUCCCAACCGCUACUGGCUCUGCGCUGCCACCAGCAGCUCCAUCACCAUCUUCGACCUCGAGAAGAAGAGCAAGGUUGAUGAGCUCAAGCCUGAGUUCGUUGAGAAGGGCAAGAAGAGCCGUGACCCCGAGUGCAUCAGCUUGGCCUGGUCCGCUGACGGCCAGACCCUGUUCGCCGGUUACACUGACAACAAGAUCCGUGCCUGGGGUGUUAUGUCGCGCGCAUAG